AAUUUUAUUUUGUUUGUACUUGUAUUAUGAUUACGUUUGGUGUCCUGGGUUUGGAUUUUUAAAUAGGGAGGGAAUUGAAUUCAAUUAUUGAGAGGAAAAGGCACAAAUAAAGACUCUUUUCUUUUUUCAUCAACAGAUCCAUCUCUCGAAUCGAAACCCUAAUUUCUUGUUAUUUUUAUUCACAUUGACAAAAAAAGAAGAACGAAGAUGGGAUUAUGGGAAGCAUUUCUCAAUUGGCUGAGAAGUCUCUUUUUCAAGCAAGAGAUGGAAUUGUCUUUGAUAGGACUUCAGAAUGCAGGGAAAACAUCACUCGUAAAUGUUAUUGCAACUGGUGGAUAUAGUGAAGAUAUGAUCCCAACAGUAGGAUUUAAUAUGAGGAAGGUAACAAAAGGAAAUGUCACAAUAAAGUUGUGGGAUCUUGGAGGUCAACCAAGGUUUCGCAGCAUGUGGGAAAGAUACUGCCGCGCAGUUUCAGCUAUUGUAUAUGUUGUGGAUGCUGCAGAUUAUGAUAAUUUAUCUGUCUCAAGAAGCGAACUUCAUGACCUUCUAAGCAAGCCGUCUCUGAAUGGUAUUCCCUUGCUGGUACUUGGAAACAAGAUUGACAAACAGGGAGCUUUGUCCAAACAAGAUUUUACAGAACAAAUGGGGCUCAAAUCAAUUACUGACAGAGAAGUAUGUUGCUUCAUGAUUUCAUGCAAGAACUCUACCAACAUUGAUACAGUUAUCGAUUGGCUUGUAAAGCAUUCGAAAUCAAAGAAUUGAGUGAUGGUUGCUGUACUUUUAGCGGUCAGUGUAUGAAAAUUUUUAAGCGGCUAUAAUUCAGUUUGAUUUUAAGUGGUUUCUUCUGUGUCUAACUGGGUUCUUGAUGUUUGACCAUUAACUUUAUUUUCCCUGAAUGGAGUUAAUAGCUGGAGUAUGUAUUGUUUUCAUGACAUGACACCCUUGUAUUUUUCUUUUUUCGGGUGGCAAACUGGUUUUAUUUUUAUGUACAGAUAUUAAUUUGUGAUUUGCAAUGUAAACAUGCUACAAGUGUUGUGGUUUUGAGUGAAAUAAUGUUUUUUCAUGCAA
Molecule: messenger RNA, 1068 nt
Organism: Jatropha curcas
Lineage: Eukaryota; Viridiplantae; Streptophyta; Magnoliopsida; Malpighiales; Euphorbiaceae
Product: ADP-ribosylation factor-like protein 8a
Biological process (GO): protein transport
Molecular function (GO): GTP binding; GTPase activity
Source: RefSeq, a predicted model, not a curated record